This is a messenger RNA of Ornithodoros turicata, 4100 nucleotides long. RefSeq names its product mucin-2-like. The record is from RefSeq and is a predicted model, not a curated record. Gene Ontology annotation, molecular function: protein tyrosine phosphatase activity. Bases 257 to 3697 code for a protein of 1146 amino acids. The transcript is spliced from 13 exons. NCBI's taxonomy places the organism in Eukaryota, Metazoa, Arthropoda, Arachnida, Ixodida, Argasidae. Gene Ontology annotation, biological process: protein dephosphorylation.
CUAACAGCGUUUGUCGAGGCCGUGCAUGCCAUCCGUGUCGCUUCCGCCAUUGUACGAGCUACGGCGUUGGUAUCCCUCGGAACGUGCUUGUUAAUUGGAUGACCCUAAGAAGGAACGUGGCCACAAUAACUGCUGUUGUCGGUUGCUCCACAGAUUUGUCGAGAAAGAAACGUAGCAGGUGACCCAACCUCCACUAGACGGUGAGCUAUAAGGCCGACGCUGUUUAUACAGCAGAAGAGCAAUUAUCAACGCGUCGAUGCUGACUGCAGCGGUUACUGCGAAGAUAAUCUUGUGGCUGGCUUUUCCAAACGCCGUGUCCAGCAUCAACCGCGGCGGAGUCUACCAUGACCAUUUUCAACAUCAGAUGUCAUCAACGCCAUCAACUUCAACGUCAUAUCGGCACGCGCCAACGAACGAGAGAAUCGCCGCCCUUCAGCAGAGCACGAAACAGACAACUGGGCAAACACUACGCAUAACAACGACACACUUGGCUAGCAUUCGUGAUGCCAUGUCCACGGGCGUGCCGAUACCUCUGUUAUCCCAUUCACAUGCUCCGAUAGCAGAACAAUCGACGACACAAGCCUACAAGGCCUCUGAGUCACAUGAGAGCUACGUUACCGCUGCUGAUGUCUUCCUCCAUGGUACAGCAUUAUCUGAUACGACGUACUCACAGCCCAAUGUAGUUUCAGUCGGCCCACAGAAUGUACAUAAUGACGCGGUUCAAGAGAACGAACUCUCUGACAGUCUCAACGGUGACGUAUUCGACAGGAGCAGUGCUCUCGUAGACACGACGACGGACCAGACCACUAAAUCACAAAGCGAAUCUAGUCUCACGCAUGGUAGGACACGUCAGGUAGCGACGGCACAAAUAACGAUACCGGAAGAGGGGGGAAAUCAGGCGGGUUCGCGGUUCCCCAGUCAACGACAGCGUACCACACCGUCCCUCACACGAGAGUUCAUUCCUGAUGACACUGCUCCUGAAUACGACUCCUCAAAGCCCGACAUGACGUUAGUUAAUAUAGUUAAAAAGAUCGGCGACGCGCUGCCAACCGAAAAAUACACCGUGCCUGAAGAAACUGGCCCUCUUCAAACAGAAACUUUCUCUGCUGCUGCUGCUAUGGUGCAGUCUACAGAGAGCUUCCCAGAAACUACUCACGCGUCACGUGUCACACCUUCUACGACAACGCACCCAUCUGUCUUGGUACCAACCCCGCCAGAAUCCCGCCCCAUUAAAGUGCAGAAAAAGAGCGACACAAUCACAGCAAGGGUCAAGGAAUGGGUCACUACCCUGCCGCCAACAGUCUUUGAAGCUACGCAGCAGGAAGGAGGGAACACAUCGACUGUGCCAUCAUACGUCAUAGAAUUAUCUACUCAAGACCCUUUAUUUGUACAAGGAACAGAAACCUCUGUUGAGAGGGUAACCUUAAGGACCGAGACAGAUUUACCAUACGCUGAAGCAGCGCUGACUAAUUCCACAGACCUGACUAAUUCCACAGACUUACCAACAUGGACUACAACGGUUCCACCGACCACGUCCCAUACAUCGCCAACAUCGUUGGCAGGCAUAACCGCCACAGGAGUGGCAGCAGGAGUUCAUGACAUAGUAGUAAAAGUGGAUGAAGAACAACUUAAUUCUCGUGAACUCGAAGGCAAAGUGUCACCAAAGACAUCACGUCCUCAGGACAGAAUCAGGUUUAUCGGGUUACCUGGAGACAUGCCGGAACAGCCAUUCAUGCCCACUGAUAACCCAUUAAUACUGCAACCGGACCAAGGGGUCGUUACAGAGAUAGUUGACAAAGGUAAGCCCCAGAAGCCGCACUCAGGUGGCGCUAGUGGCACACACGGUGACAAAGAGCAGGUCCCGACAACAGUGGGAAACACGAUGGCCACCGAAACUUCUGAAGGCGUCAUCGAGGUCAGCCCAGUUCCAACGCUGACGACAGGCACAACAGGAACAAACAUUACGACGGGUGCAACUUCAACUGGUGUACAGUUUAGUGAAGUUGUUAGUGCGCCCACUCAAUUCACGACAACGUUUGAUUCUUCAACACAAACAGAACAUACAACAGAGGGCCAACGACAAGCUGACUGCCUGCGCCUUCAAACGGGUUGCCUGAGUCCCAUCACCGACGAGCCACCGUUCGAGGACACCGGCAACGUCACUUCUACAAGAGACGCAACCAUACAACCCGAAGGCUUUCCAGACGUCUCGUUCUGUAUCACCAUCACUCUCAGCGGCACCUGGGACAGGUUCUGCAGCGAAAUAGAAGAAUUCCGUCGUUCAAUUGCAGAGGUUCUCUCACUCGAACUCCGUCCAGACAUCAGCCCGAGGCAAAUAGUCAUCGAGGACAACUGCUCUCAGAACCGCACGAGUCACGGCGGUGUGGUUGUUCGAAUGCAUCUGACUGAUCCCGAGGAGCGUUAUUCGCAGAAGUUGACUGCGUUAGCAGCUGUCAUCCUGCACCACAACGACAGACAGCAUAUUAAUCUACAGUUUCUCCCACAGAUGAUGAACGUCUGCUUCUACAGCAGCAAGUCUGUUACGUCGACAACCCUGCCAAAGAAGCCGCUGCACAGUAUGGGUUCGACUGGUGUCAUAGCGUCCAUAACCAUAUCAGCCAUUGCGGGAACAAGCCUCUUUCUCAUAUCCGUGCUGUUGCUGGUAAUGAGGCAGAGAAUUCAAAACACACGAGGAGCUUCGGCCACUGCGGACGGUCUAAGCCUAGCAUCGUUCAAGUCCAGUUUCCGCAAGAAGAAAAUAAGGCAGUCACUGCGUUCCUUCCUGAACGAAGCGUUCGAUGACAACGAAGAUUUCAGUAAGCCCGUGCCUUUCAACAGCCUUCCAGCUGCCCUGUCUAAUAAGGACGCCCUGGAGGAAGAAUUUAAACGAAUACCGAUGAACAUGGCCAGGGUGGACGACAUGCCACCAGGCGUGGAACGCAAGAAUCGCUACGCGAACGUCAUCCCGCUUUCAGAGACCAAAGUCCUUCUAAGCAGCCGGCCGGAGGACGAUACGUCGGAUUACAUCAAUGCUAACUUCGUUCGGGGUUACAAGGGCAGACCUCAGCGUUACAUCGCAUGCCAGGCGCCUUUGCCGGAGACGACCGAAGAUUUCUGGCGAAUGAUAUGGGAACAACAGUGCAAAGUCAUCCUUAUGCUAACGGCGUGUGAAGAGAACGGGGUGCAACGCUGCGCUCCUUAUUUUCCUGUCAAUACUCUGGACUGUCACAAGCUCUACGGGGACUACCAAGUCACCUUACAGUCAAAGGACGUUAGACCGAGUUUUACCUUCUCAACGUUUAAGCUGCACCAUUUAGACAAAAACCUGUGCCGUGAAGUGUAUCAUUGCUGGUACACCGCCUGGCCGCCUCAAGGGGUGCCUGAAGACGUAUCCAGCAUCGUCACUUUUCUGUUGGAAGCCAGGCAGUACACUAGCAGGAGUUCAGCGCCCAUCGUCGUACACUGCAGUCCGGGGACAGGUCGCACUGGUGCGGUACUCGCAAUCGACAUAUGCAUGCAAGAACUAGCGGACAAGCAACGAGUUGACGUUCCCAGAACAGUCUUCAGACUUCGUCAAGACAGAGGUGGCGCGGUGCAGACCAAGGAUCAGUAUGCCUUUAUAUACGAGGCAUUAUAUGACUGUAGUGCGAGGCUUGCAGCCCAGUCCCAAAGGCCUUCAAUAGUUUCCGCAACCUGACGACAAGAAAGACGUUAACGACCUACCACUAACGAGUGUGUAGAAUCUCUACUGGACACACGCAAUGCGCGAAAAUGUCUUAUCGCUCUGGUGCAGAGCAAGUUAUUGUUGACUUUGCUUUGGGUUGCCCAAAGCAAUCGUUAACUGAACGCGGUGCCACCUCAAAAGGUGACGUUAGGACCUUCCGCAGGGCUCGCCAAGAAGCCAACAAUCUGCCGAGUCAAACCUGCAUCAGAUAACUGACUGUGAUGAUACCAAGACGAAGUGUUGUAUAUUGUCGUGCUCAUACAUAAAAUGUUGCUUACUAAUUCGCGUUUAGUGUAUAUAACGUAAAUUAAUGUUUAACUUAUGCCGACGUGGAAUGGAGUGUUGUAUAUGAAGAGCAAUAAACCGUUUUAUGGAA